Thrips palmi is the source of this 698-nucleotide messenger RNA. RefSeq lists its product as uncharacterized. The transcript is spliced from 4 exons. Bases 79 to 582 code for a protein of 167 amino acids. The record is from RefSeq and is a predicted model, not a curated record. NCBI's taxonomy places the organism in Eukaryota, Metazoa, Arthropoda, Insecta, Thysanoptera, Thripidae.
CCAGCCAGGCCAGGCCGCCUGACCAGGCCCCCACCGCCCCGCGCCCCGCGGGCUGCCACCGCGGACUGAGAAUGAGACAUGGCAACCAUGCCGUCCCCGUCCCCGAGACUUCGCCACUACAGGACCAUGACGGCCAUCUGCUUCGUGUGCAACCUGCCCAUCCUGAGCCACCAGGUCGGGCUGGUAUGGCAGGGCGGCAACGGCUGGGACGACCUGAUGCGGGGCCAGGAGGAGGAGAACACCAUCCGGCAGCGGCUGGGCGGCCGCAGGGACUCGGCCACGCAGAUCUCGCAGAUCUCGCCGCCCAACGAGAUCCGGGAGACGUCGCCGCCGCCGCAGAGCCGGCGACGGCGGUCGUCCCUCGCGCAGCUCACCGACAUCCUGCGCGACUGGACUGGCGGCUCCGAGACCAAGGGCACCCGCAAGGACGCGCAGCUGCACCGCAGGGAGACGCUGGGCGACAUCGCCAAGAGCCUGCCCUGGCCGCGCUCCACCGACAGCGCCGCGGCCCUGCGCAAGCGCCGAGAGUCCUCUGCAGAUAACCAAACAUCCAGGAUCUUCGCCAGCGGCCGAGCUCCGUGAAGGCGCGCCGGGAGUCGCAGUCCUCCUCCGGCUUCUCGGACUUCCGGUCGGACUUGGCGCGCCUCUGGUCGUCGCGGCGCGACUCGGUGCUGCACGCCGUCCCGCGGGAGAUCAAC